AUGAGUGAUGAUAUAAGACCUGAAUCACAACCACUACUUUCACCCAAGACUAGCAGAUCUUCUUCUGAAGGGUCUAAGCAUUUUGAUCAUGAUCUUUUAACUCAUUGGAAAAGACAACCUGACGACAAGAAAGAAAAGAAAUCACUAAAAUUUCGAAAUGGACUUCGUACCGUUGGUGGUGAAAGUUUAGUAACUGAUUUUGAUCAAGCUGAUUCUUGGGGGUUAUUACACGAAGCUGAUGAUUCAAGCAUUUCUAAAGUCAAUACCGAUAAAGAUAAUUUUAUCGAUCAUAGACCAAUAUUGGAAAACAUUGCUGGUAAUAGAUCGAACAGUAUCCCGGCAAAAUUCCCAUCAUCUCAACAUAGAGCAUCUUUACCUAAUAAUUCUGAACACCAUCAGGCCGAAGGAGAAAAAGAGAGAUUAGCUAGAAUGUCACCAUCAGAAUUGGAAGAGUGGGCUAAACGUAUGAACUAUGGCAGUAUUUCUCAAGGUCAUACAGUAAAGAGAUCGACAAGAGUUCAUAGAAGAAAUACUUUAGCAGGUGAUGAUGUGGUUAUCGAUGUAGAUGAACUCAUGGAACACGUCAAAGGUAAUAAUAAGUCUGGCUCCAGCUCAAAGAGUAAUUCAUCUGAUCAUUCUGGAAGAAAUAGUUCUCCCGGUGAUGGUUACAAUUCUCGUCCAACUUCGAGAGGUUCAUCAAACAAUUCAUCGCUAGAUGAUGUGUGUCUUUAUUUGGAACAUGAGAAUAGUCCAGAGAGUAAAGUUUGGCCUGAUAUUGCUGUAUUGGAAGAAUUUUCCAAGGAGGAAACUGAUAAGUUGAGAAAACAAGCCCUAGAAGAUGCUGAAGAGUUCCAUUUCCAAUACGAUGAUGAAGAUGAACCUGAUGAAGAAUCGCAUAAUAAUAACAAUGAUGGAAUUUUCUUCUCUAAACCUAUUGUCACUAGUAUCGAUGUACCAGAAUUGGGUAAUAGAAAAGUAAACGAAGCUGAGCAGUUAAAGAAAGGUAGAUUGAGACCAAGAAAACUAGCACCCUGGCAUUUAAGAAGGAAGGCUUUAAUGUCUUCGUCCUACCAAACUUUGAGAGAUCAUACGAAGCCAUGUGAUGAUAAUACUCAUAUGCGUGAUAAUUUCUUGGUGGGCCGUAACAUUCAGUACCCUCCACAUAUUGUUAAUAAUAACCCUGAACACUUCAGGUUCACUUACUUCCGUGUAGAUUUGGAUUCUACAGUUCAUUCACCAACUAUUUCAGGUCUUUUGCAACCAGGUCAAAAAUUUGAGGAAUUAUUUGUGGCUCCCGUCUACACCGAUACAUCGUCCAAGAGAUCUGUAAAUACUUCUACUUCGAAAGCUGGCACACCUUCCAAUCAACUGUCCAAUAACGGUAUUAAAGCUCUUAAUUCCGUGGCGGCUACCACUUCGGAAUUGGAAAAUGUACAACCUUUCUGGCUCGAUGUUUUAAACCCCACCGAAGAAGAGAUGAAAGUUUUGAGUAAAGCAUUUGGUAUUCAUCCUUUAACUACAGAAGAUAUCUUUUUGGGUGAAGCCCGUGAAAAAGUGGAAUUGUUUAGAGAUUAUUAUUUGGUGUGCUUUAGAAGUUUUGAUAUUGUCGCUGAAAAGCAUAUACGCCGUAGAAAGGAAAAACAGCAACAGUUGGAAGCAAUAUCACCAUUGUCUGAACGUGAAAGUUUACAUAGAUCUCAAAACUCAGGCAAACAUCCAUCAGGCUGGUUACAAUCGUUGUUGCGUCGUCGUCGUAGAUCAUCAGCAACAAGAACAGUAACUAAUUCUAGUGAAAGACGCCGCAGGACGGAGAAGGAGAAAGAAGAGAAGCAAAGGUACAAGAGAAAAUCUGGUGAUCGUUAUAAACCUCGUGAAGGUGAGUUGGAACCAUUGAAUGUUUACAUCAUUGUGUUUAGGACAGGUGUCUUGACUUUCCAUUUUGCCCCCACCCCUCAUCCUAUCAAUGUGAGAAGAAGAGCUAGGUUGCUGAAAGAUUAUCUAAAUGUAAGCUCCGACUGGAUUGCCUAUGCAUUGAUUGAUGAUAUCACAGAUGCAUUUGCCCCCAUGAUAGAACUAAUUGAAGAUGAAGUGUACGACAUUGAAGAUGCAAUUUUAAGAAUGCAUAGUUCAGAUGAUUCUAGCGACGAUUCUGAUGACGAUAGUGAAGAUAGUGAUUCUGAUCACGAAUCAUUUCCCUUCGAUAGGACUUCACGUCGUUCUACUGUGACUUCUGGGUCUCGUUCUGAUAGCUCAAGAUUCACCAGAUCUCAUUCCACAGGUGAAUCGACAUUUAACGAAAACCUGAUCGGUUGGAAGAAGAAAGGUGACAUGUUAAGACGUAUUGGUGAAUGUCGUAAACGUGUAAUGAGUAUUUUAAGACUACUGGGAUCAAAGGCAGAUGUGAUUAAGGGUUUCUCUAAGCGUUGUAACGAACGCUGGGACGUUGCACCACGUUCAGAGAUUGGUAUGUACUUAGGUGACAUCCAAGAUCACAUUAUAACGAUGGUAUCAUCACUAAACCACUACGAAAAAUUGUUAAGCCGUUCUCAUUCCAACUAUUUGGCCCAAAUCAAUAUUGACAUGACCAAAGUUAACAACGAUAUGAAUGACGUUUUGGGUAAAAUAACCAUCUUAGGUACUGUUGUCCUACCAAUGAACGUCAUGACAGGUUUAUGGGGGAUGAACGUUCUAGUUCCAGGCCAAGAGAGACCAUCGUUAGCUUGGUUCUAUGGUAUCUUCGCUACUAUGGUUAUUAUGGCAUAUACGGCUUAUUUGUAUACGAAGCGGAGGUUCGGGUUUUGA
Messenger RNA from Zygosaccharomyces rouxii, 2802 nucleotides. RefSeq names its product putative Mg(2+) transporter MNR2 (gene MNR2). Gene Ontology annotation, molecular function: magnesium ion transmembrane transporter activity. NCBI's taxonomy places the organism in Eukaryota, Fungi, Ascomycota, Saccharomycetes, Saccharomycetales, Saccharomycetaceae. Gene Ontology annotation, cellular component: plasma membrane. Gene Ontology annotation, biological process: intracellular magnesium ion homeostasis; magnesium ion transmembrane transport. The record is from RefSeq and is a predicted model, not a curated record. The transcript has a single exon. Bases 1 to 2802 code for a protein of 933 amino acids.